UUAUCUAAAUCAGCCGGGAAGUUCAUUUUGGAAGCAAAUCAUUUCAGUAAAUAUGUCCCAUAAAAGCAGCCAAGUACUUGAAAAAUUGGGAAAGCAGUUUCCUUACCUCAAUGUGAAAUUAGCUGAUGUGGAAAAGUAUCCUGAUUUCAGCACGCUGCUCAACAAUCUUGGGCAAUAUGUCAACAAUAAAGGACUUUCCCAACAAACAGAUAAAGACUUAAAACAGGCAAAAGAGGUUUUACGCCAUGCACGACACUCAUGGCUGCUUAACCACAUUCUCUACUUGGAGGUGCAAGAGUUGUUACUUGAUUAUGAGAUCCGCAGCCUCGACACAUCACUCUCCUCCAGAGAUCAACAGUUUCACAAACUUCUACAGCAGUGUCUGACCCAGGCAGAGAUUGGAGACUAUCUGGAGUUUAGUCCGGACCCAAGUGCCAAAGUUACUGCCCUGGGUUUAACCAGGGAGGAGCUUCAGCGACAGAACCCUCACAAACAGCACAUUUCAUCCCUUCAACAAGCCCUAAUCCCAGAAGUAGAGGAGCGACUUAGGAGAAAGUGUGAAAACCUGGUAGUCGCUCAUGACCCCCAGAACUCCUCAUCAGACAGCAAUAAACUAAUGUUUGCCAAGUCCUCCCAGCUGCCAGCCAUGGUGGAGAAUGAUAAACUGCAGCUGGAGGAGAACAAGAGACAACUGAAAGAAGAUACUGCCAAGAAGGAAAAACAGUUUGAAGUUUAUUACCAGACAUUGCUAGACUCCCUUCAUUUGCUGGAGGUUCUUAUAUCCAAGUACAAGCUGGGAAAACAGCUGGAAAAAGACACCAUCAACUCCGAGUGGCUCUACGCGAAGUGUGAUGCCAUGUCACUGAAAAUCAAAAUGGUUGAACUGCAGAUAUUGACCGAAACAUACACAGUUGACACUGUCCAGUCACUGAAGAAAAUCAGACAACAUCUUGAUGGUGCAUAUAAAGAGGCAGACCGAGAAAAACUUCAGCGGGAGCAGGCUGUCCGUUCAUAUGAGUCUGUUGGUAAUGGGUUUGAACAGAUUGUCACGGAAUUUGGUCAACUUAAACAGGAACUCGAAAACAAACAGUGGGCAUUGGCCGAGUUUGAUAAAAAUCAGAACAAAGCUACCAGGACUGGAUGAAAUUUUGGUUUAAGAAAUAAGUAACUUAUUGUGAUGAACAGUUUUACUGAAACAAAAUGGUGAAACAUGGAUGAUAAACACAUUACCUUUAGACAUGUUGUAAUUAUGAAAAAUAAAUAACUUUGAUGAAAGAUAGUAUGAAAUAUUUGCAUUAAUGUGCCUAAGAUGUUGGGGACUAUACAGAUUAAUGGAAUUAUGUGAUAAAUAACAUUAUUCCUUUUUGCAUUAAAAUGGUACAACACUA
Molecule: messenger RNA, 1388 nt
Organism: Mya arenaria
Lineage: Eukaryota; Metazoa; Mollusca; Bivalvia; Myida; Myidae
Product: HAUS augmin-like complex subunit 4
Exons: 9
Coding region: 53-1144 (363 amino acids)
Biological process (GO): spindle assembly; centrosome cycle
Cellular component (GO): HAUS complex
Molecular function (GO): microtubule minus-end binding
Source: RefSeq, a predicted model, not a curated record